CUAUAAACAUUUCUAAAUAUUUUCUAAAUAUCUAUAAAUAUUUCUAAAUAUUUUCUGUAUUCAGAAUAAAUUAUGAUUGCACUUGGCACCACUGUUAACAAUAUUAUCGUUUUAAGACACCUUCGUCUAUUAAGGCUAUUUUGUAAAAUACCUUCGUAGAACGAAAUUACUACCGGGAAGUUUCAUAACAAUAUUUUCCUGUUUAAUUCGUGUACGGCCAGCAAAACGGUCGUUUGCGGUCAGUGUAUAGAAUACUUCUCGGUACUUCCCCCACGAUUACAAGCAAACAUUUUAUUAUUUACAUUACCCCGAAGUUCGGAUGUUUUACGUAAAGUAAGUUAUCGGAUACGCGAUAAAACGGUUUUCUGUGCAACGAGGAGGUGGUAAAAAUCGAACGCUGUUUGCUGAAAUUUAUGGACCGCUCGGGCGAAGGCGACGAAGACAGUGUCUUUUAUGUUAUUUUGGACGCAGGCUCUGCAUACGAAUGCCGCUGUUCAAUGUCAAGGAGACUCCAAACAGAAUGAAUUGUUUCCCGUGAAACGACAAGGGUGACUCGCGUGACCCGUGCAUGCGUGAUGGGCAAAGAUGGGCAAAAAUGGACGAAGGCUAUUUCACACGUGAAUUAGCAAGUAUACGUGGACGGACUCGUGACAAGCAUGAUCAACGACCUAACGUCGAUCUAAUAAUAGCAGGAAAAACAGCAAACUUAAAAAGGAUGUUUAUCGAGUCGGUUAGAGAUCCAAGGUUCCAAUGGAGAUCCGUUCCGAGAAAGUUUUCGGACCUUCGGCCUUCGGUUCUCGGACCUCCGUAUCAGCAGGAUCUGUGCAUCAAGAGAAACCACCACUGGAAGAAGAUCGAUGGCGAUGACGUAACAGCGACAAGCCCCACUACCUCGACAGAGAUCAGGCCAAGGUAUCAAAGUCCCAGCCGAAGAAAUUGUUCCAGACAGUCUGCUUCUUCCUUUCCAAAAGGUAAGACCUGCCUAUGGCGCUGCUUCAGUUCAUUGUGCCAACGCGUAUACUCGUUGCUACAGUUAUACACCGCCAUCCUUGACACUGUACAUCAUCCUUGA
Molecule: messenger RNA, 1072 nt
Organism: Megalopta genalis
Lineage: Eukaryota; Metazoa; Arthropoda; Insecta; Hymenoptera; Halictidae
Source: RefSeq, a predicted model, not a curated record